UUUCUUUAAUCAGCAAGCUAGAAAUUAUGAAUAUAAGCUUCUCCUUCCUUUUGCUUCUUGUUGCUUUUUACUAUGCUUCCACAGCUUUUGGAGCUACCCUGCCAGAAGAUGAAGUGCUUGCUCUUAAAGAUAUAGCUAAGACACUUGGAAAGACGGAUUGGGAUUUCAGUGUACAUCCAUGUAGUGAACAACGUGUCUGGAGACCGGAUGUUGACAUCGAAGGGAGUGAUAAUGCCGUUAUCUGCAGCAGCAAUUGCUCCUCUGCUAAUAUUGACGACGACACCGAAUGUCAGACGUUACAGAGUCUCCCAGGCACUCUCCCGCCGGAACUUACGAGGUUGCCGUAUCUUCAAGAAAUGGUCUUGGAGUCCAAUCAACUAUCUGGAAAUCUUCCUCUUGAACUUGGAAAUCUCACCCAGAUUCAAAGACUGUACCUUACCUCCAACAAUUUCACCGGAGAGCUACCUGUAACGUUGGCAAAGCUCACUACAUUGCAGAAAUUUCGAAUUGGGGAUAAUCAAUUUUCUGGGAAGAUACCUGAUUUUAUUCAAAACUGUACAAGUCUCACGAAACUAUUCAUUCAAGGGAGUGGAUUAAGUGGGCCAAUUCCUUCUGGAAUUUCACUUCUGGAGAAUUUAAUUGACUUGAGAAUCACUGAUCUGAACGGAUAUGAAUAUUCACCUUUUCCACAACUUAAUAAUAUGACAUUCAAACAUCUAAUUCUGAGGAGUUGCAACAUCAAUGGAACACUACCUGCAUAUCUUGGGACAAUGAAUGUUACCAAUCUAAAAACCUUAGAUCUCAGCUUUAACAAAUUGAGUGGACCAAUUCCGAGAGCCUAUGAUAGCCUAAUAAAUGUGCACCGCAUAUAUUUAACUGGAAACCUUCUCACGGGAUCUGUGCCUACAUGGACAGAGAAAGCUGACAAUGUAGAUCUUUCAUACAAUAAUUUCAGCAUAGGAAACCAAGAGAGCCCGACAUGCCAAGAAAGAAAUGUGAACUUGUUUGCUAGCUCUUUGACGCACAAUGACUCAGGAACGGUUUCAUGUUUGAGAGGAAACUUCGACUGUGCAAAAAGUAAGUUUCUUCAUCCAUACUCUCUUCAUAUAAAUUGUGGUGGAAAGCUGGUAAUAGUCAAUGAUAGCACAUACGAUGAUGAUUCAGAUGCAGCAGGGCCAGCUAGAUUCCAACAGAAAAGAGGAAGAAACUGGGCGUUUAGCACCACUGGUAACUUCAUGAAUAAUGAUAAAGAUGGAGACUACUAUACCUGGGACAAGAAACCUACGCUUUCUAUGGUCAAUGCUGAACUGUACAUGAAUGCACGAGUUUCUCCUAUUUCUUUGACUUAUUAUGGAUUUUGCCUGGGAAAUGGAAACUACACAGUGAAUCUAUAUUUUGCUGAAAUCAUGUUCAGUAAUGAUCAAACAUAUAACAGCCUUGGCAGACGUGUAUUUGAUAUCUACAUUCAGGGAAAGCUAGUGAAGAAAGAUUUCAAUAUUGCAAAAGAAGCAGGAGGAGUUGCCAAGGCAGUCACAAUGCCCUUCACUGCUGUUGUGACUAAUAAAACCUUGGAGAUCAGAUUAUAUUGGGCUGGAAAAGGGACAACUGUUAUCCCAUUUAGCUCAGUAUAUGGUCCUCUUAUAUCAGCUAUAUCUGUGCGAUCUGACUUUUCACCUCCCCGGGAAAAUGGAAGUGGCAUGUCUGCAGAAGUUGUGUUCGGAGUUGUGGCAGCAGUAGUAGCUGUUAUCAUCCUGGUAUUUGGUAUACUUUGGUGGAAAGGCUGUUUAGGAAAGAAAAAAUCUUUAGCAAGAGAGCUAAAAGGUUUAAACCAACAAACAAGUUUAUUUACCUUAAGGCAAAUCAAAGCAGCAACAAACAACUUUGAUAUUGGCAAUAAGAUUGGAGAAGGAGGAUUUGGUCCCGUGUACAAGGGAUGUCUAUCAGAUGGGACAUUAAUAGCAGUUAAACAACUUUCUUCUAAAUCAUCGCAAGGGAAUCGCGAGUUUUUAACUGAGAUAGGCAUGAUUUCUGCUUUGCAGAACCCUCAUCUUGUUAAGCUCUGUGGAUGUUGUGUGGAGGGAGAUCAGUUACUGCUGAUAUAUGAAUAUUUGGAAAACAAUAGCCUUGCUCGUUCUUUAUUUGGCCCUGAAGAACACCAAAUAAAAUUGGAUUGGCCAACAAGAUACAAGAUAUGUGUAGGUAUUGCUAGAGGUUUGGCCUACCUACAUGAAGAAUCGAGACUGAAGGUUGUUCAUAGGGACAUUAAGGCCACUAAUGUGCUUCUUGAUAAAGAUCUCAAUCCAAAGAUAUCCGACUUUGGUAUGGCCAAGCUCAAUGAAGAGGACAACACCCAUAUUAGCACUCGAAUAGCUGGGACAUAUGGAUAUAUGGCUCCGGAAUAUGCCAUGCAUGGUUAUUUGACUGACAAAGCAGAUGUCUAUAGUUUUGGAAUUGUGGCAUUGGAAAUCAUAUAUGGAAGGAACAAUACCACUUAUCGACAAACACAAGAAGCAUUCUAUCUUCUUGAUUGGGCACGGCUGUUAAAAGAGAAAGGAAAUCUAAUGGAGCUAGUUGAUAAAAGAUUGGGUUCAGGAUUCAACAAGGAAGAGGUAAUGGUGAUGAUCAAUGUAGCUCUCCUAUGCACUAAUGCGUCUCCAACACUCAGGCCUACAAUGUCUUCAGUGGUAAGCAUGCUAGAAGGUAGAACUGUUGUUCAGGAAGUGGUUUUGGACACAAGUGAGGUAUUGGAUGAGAAGAAGUUGGAGGCAAUGAGACAGUAUUACCAUGAUCAGAAUAUCUUAUUGGAAAGGCCAUAUACUGCUUCAUCUUCUUCUGCAACAGAUUUUUAUUCUGCACAGGUGGAUUCUUCUUACUGGGAAAAGAGAGAUUAGAGGCUAUAGAUUGAAAUUGUAUUCAAUUGUAUGAAUUGUCUUGCCACGAACUGGUGUCUGAAAUUCUUCUUUUAAAUUUGUGUAUGAUUCCACUAUGGUAUAUUUCUUUUCUUACUUUAAUAAACUUUUC
This is a messenger RNA of Lotus japonicus, 3021 nucleotides long. Its product is annotated as probable leucine-rich repeat receptor-like serine/threonine-protein kinase At3g14840. Bases 27 to 2891 code for a protein of 954 amino acids. Gene Ontology annotation, biological process: protein phosphorylation. Lineage: Eukaryota; Viridiplantae; Streptophyta; Magnoliopsida; Fabales; Fabaceae. The record is from RefSeq and is a predicted model, not a curated record. The transcript is spliced from 22 exons. Gene Ontology annotation, molecular function: ATP binding; protein binding; protein kinase activity.